CUCGGAGAAGCAACCAACCAUGGCGUCGUCGUCUUCGUCGUCCUCCUCCCCAAACCCAACCCAACUCCACCUCUCCCCCCACGCAACGCGCACCCAAAAGCUCCCCCGCACCCUCCCCCUCCGCACCCCCGCCGCCGCGCGCGGCGGCGCCGUCGCCGGAGAUGAUCGGAGCGCGCCACCGCGGCCCCGCUCCAUGUCCUCGUACGUCGAAUCGCUCCAAAACGGUACCAUUCCCGACACCUUCACCUUCCCCCCUCUCCUCAAAUCCUUGUCCGAUUCAAACGCGCUGCUCGAGGGCGAAACGAUCCACGCCCACGUCGUGAAAAUGGGCUUUGAGCGCGACUUGUACGUGAGGAACAACCUCAUCAGGUUGUACGCCGUGUGCGGGGACUUGGUGUCCGCACACAACCUGUUCGACCAAUUUCCCCAGAGAGAUGUGGUCUCUUGGACCACUCUGAUCUCCGGGUAUUCAAAGAUGGGCCUUCUAGAGCAAGCGAUCGAGGUGUUCUUGUGCAUGGUGGAUGAGGGUUUCGCGGCGGCGGAUGCGGUGGCGAUCGUCGCGGUCCUCGCCGCAUGCGCCAAAUUGGGGGAUUUGGAUUUGGGGAGAAGGGUUCAUAGGUAUGUUGAUAGUAGUAGGAUCAAAUUGGAUGUGUUUGCUUGGAAUGCUUUGAUUAGUAUGUACGCAAAGUGCGGCGAUAUCGAUUCGGCUUACAAGUGUUUCAAGAAGAUGCCUAGGAGGAAUGUGGUUUCAUGGAAUGCUAUGAUUUCCGGGUUUGUUCGUGCCGGCGAAUUCGAGAGGGCUCUCUCUUUGUUUAAGCGGAUGCAGGGUGAAGGGAUCGAGCCGGACGACGCAACCUUAGUCGGAGUUCUCAACUCCUGCGCUAGCCUCGGAGCUCUCGAAAUGGGGAGAUGGGUUCAUGUGUAUGUGGUUAGGAUCGGGUCGAAGGCCGACGGUGUUUUGGGGAAUGCGUUGGUCGACAUGUACGCGAAAUGCGGGAUGAUCGAUCAUGCCAUGCAAGUGUUCGACGAAAUGCGCAAGAGAGAUGUUUACGCAUACACAUCGAUGAUAGUAGGGCUCGCGAUGCACGGCCGAGGGGAGAAGGCUCUCAAUCUCUUCAAUGAGAUGUUGAGAGUUGGUAUAAGCCCUAAUAGGGUCACUUUUGUCGGGGUUUUAUCGGCAUGUACUCAUGCCGGGUUGGUUGAGCUAGGGCUUCGCCAUUUCGAGGACAUGUCGAGUGUGUAUAAUAUAACUCCUCAACUUGAGCAUUAUGGGUGCGUGGUUGAUAUGCUAGGCCGGGCCGGGUAUUUAGAUAGGGCCCGUGAGUUUAUUAGGGCAAUGCCGGUCGAGCCCGACGCUUUCAUAUGGGGGUCGCUUCUCGGGGCUUGUAAGAUCCAUGGUGAAGUUGCAAUGGGCGAAAGUGUGAUGAAGCACCUCUUGACUGUGGAGAAUGAGGAGGAUGGGAGUUAUGUGCUUUUGUCAAAUAUCUAUGCGGCAAAUAAUCGUUGUCACGAUUCGAACAGGGUACGAAAGGCGAUGAGGAGGAAGAAAGUGAAGAAGACCCCGGGUUGUAGUUCUAUUGAGAUAGACGGCGUUGUUCAUGAGUUUGGAGUAAAGAAGAAGAUGGAAGCAUAAGCUUUCGGGGUUUUAGAGCAAAUCAUUAUGAAGGGAGGUAUAGUUAAGAUCCACUGAUGAUGCGAGGCGAAGCAAACUAAUGUUGCAGGAAUGGUCAUUUGCGCACAUCAAUAGUCUGGCUUCUAAAAUAGCUUCUUUGCGUAAAAAGCAGAAAGCCUACUUUACUAAGUACCUAAAAUGAACCUCUACGCGUCAAGAUCUGAAGUUUCGAUAUAAAAAGCUUUUGCUUCUAACAGCAGCAGGAAACUGGCUUGUAUCUUUCGACAACUACACUCGAACAACACUUUUACAUAAGAUACAAAAGCGCCAAAGAAGCCCUAAAAAGAAGUUCCUUGGGUCUAUGUAGAUGAAUCCACCGGAAUGUUGAGGAUGUGUAGUUGAAUUAUCAUCAAAGAACAAAUAUGAAACAAACAAGCACU
This is a messenger RNA of Ananas comosus (pineapple), 2052 nucleotides long. Its product is annotated as pentatricopeptide repeat-containing protein At1g08070, chloroplastic-like. Gene Ontology annotation, molecular function: RNA binding; protein binding. Lineage: Eukaryota; Viridiplantae; Streptophyta; Magnoliopsida; Poales; Bromeliaceae. The transcript has a single exon. The coding region runs from base 20 to 1633 and encodes 537 amino acids. Gene Ontology annotation, biological process: RNA modification. The record is from RefSeq and is a predicted model, not a curated record.